Messenger RNA from Uloborus diversus, 1173 nucleotides. Its product is annotated as COMM domain-containing protein 2-like. The record is from RefSeq and is a predicted model, not a curated record. The transcript has 5 exons. The coding region runs from base 97 to 696 and encodes 199 amino acids. Lineage: Eukaryota; Metazoa; Arthropoda; Arachnida; Araneae; Uloboridae.
UGUCACUGUUCAGAUUUUGUUUAAGUUAUUUUGUUGAAUACUUAAUUUUUUUUCAUUAAAACAGUAUUUUUGCCCAGGCUAGCAUCAAAUUUUGAAAUGUUGCUCAUAUUAGAUGACAUCCAUAAAAAACAUUUAGAGCUUUUGAAAGGAAUUGAUAAUAAAGUUGUAAAAGAAUUCUGCCGAAUAUCUGUUGAGCAUCUUAGAAAGGGGAGCAAUGUAAAAAUAUACCAAAGUGCUGCACAGAGGUUGAAUGUAGAGACUGAUGUUGUACAAAAUGCUGUGAUUGGUAUCAUGCACCUUCUAACUGAGGCAUCAAAAAUGAUGAUAUCAGAACUUGAAUUCAGGGAUUCCAUCAUAGUUUUAGGCUUUAAUGAGCAAAGUCAAGAAGAAUUGGUGAAAUGUUACUUGGAAAACCGUGAUGAUAUUCGACCGCUUUUGACUUCAUUUAUGGUUGGAUUGCCACAUUAUCAUAACAUGGAAUGGAGAAUUGAUGUUCAACUUGCCAGUCGCUGUCUUCGUCGACCAACUGAGCCAACUGUAUUGAUGAGGCUUCAAUUAGAAAAUGAUCAUAAACUAAAUAGUGUCAUUUUAGAAGCAGAUCCUGUUAAUAUCCUUCAUAUGGCAGAUGUGUUGGAUCAAGCACUGCAGGAAGCCAAAUCGCAUCAUUGUCGUCGAAUCAUGAGAAGCAUUAAAUAAAACACAAUGUUAAGUGUUGUUAAGCUCUUGUUAAAACUUGAAAUGAAGUUGAAUUAUUUAUUUGUUGAUUUUUAUGUUUUUAAAUAUUAAUUAUCAUAUUAUCACAUUUUAUAUAAUAUAAUUAUAUGAAAUUAGUUUUGUUUUAUUUAAGUGCAUUAUUCCUAUAGAAAUUUUUUUUUUUUAAUCUUAAGAGUUUGACAAAGAAUGAAAUUUAUAUUCGAAAUCAUGUUAAAUAUUGGUUUCUGCUGUUUCAAAAUAAAUAAUAUCUUCAAGAUAGCUUCAAAUGAUUCUUGAAAUAUAUUUUCUUAUUAAGUAUUCAUUUUGUAAUUUUAUCUCAUUAUUGUAUAUUUGUGUAUAUGCUCAUUUGCUACUGUUUUUCCUGCAUCUUAUAAACUGGGUAAGCAAUGAACUUCACUGUGGACAAUGUCUAUGUGUAUGUGUAUGUUCAUGAGUAUCUCAAGAAAUAAUGUGCAGAUU